AUGUCUGAUAUCUCAUAUUUGAUGGUUUAUAAUGCCCAUGAGGGAACAUCUAUUAGAAUACCGAAACCAAUUCGAUUCCCCACCCUCCUGGAGUUCAAAAGUUUCCUACUGCAAUCGUUUUCAAUAGAGAAUGUGGAUGAUCUUUUCUUGUUGACUUCCUUCGGCAUCAAGAUCAACUACAAUUCCAUCAAUGACAUUUCUGAGGUGUUUGUUUUUGACAAGCGUUUGUUUAUCUCGGAAAUUGAUCGGAAAUUACUCAACUCGUAUAUUUUGCAUUCGUCAAAAGAUGAUAUCAGUUCUCCAGAACCGCUGCCUUUGGCUGAUUUUCCAAAAGCGCGUUCUAGAGAUGUUGCAAGCAGCGUCACGAGCUAUCAAGCAUGGGCCAGAGAAAUAGCACGAAAGAGCAAUAUUCUCGAAAGUCGAUGUCUGUCAUUAAUACAACAAAUCAACGCCAUAUUCAAGUCCUUGACAGCGCUAUUUCAAUUCGCCACAAGCUUCACCACCGAAGUUGAAAAGAGCUUUAGUCACCACUUCAAUUAUAUCAAUCUCAUUAGCAUCAAAACGUUGCAUAAAAGUUGGACGGAAAGCUACAAAAAUCUACAGCACCUACCAGUUGUUAAACUCAAAGACAAGCGAAUCAAGUUGGUUGAUUUUCUUGAUUACGAUUCCUUGCAGAGUGCAGCAACAUAUGUGGCGAAGCAACUUCCAUUAAUUACUGGGAAAUUCACUGAGUUGAACGAGAUGUGUAAAAUUAUGAAACUGGAUCGAACGAAAGUGGAUGAGCACAUUGAGAGGGCACGAAGACAAUCAAUAGAUCGAUUCAAGAACACAAAUUUGAACGAAUUAGUGAAUCGGAUAAAGGCCAAAGCCCAACUCGUUACCACUGAAUUUUUGAAUGUGCAUGGGGCCACACUUGAGCAAGUACUCAAUAAGCACAAGUCUCAUAUUUCAAUUGACCUCAAAAAUGAUGCAAACGACUUGUACAAGUACUACUUAGAUUUGGAAUCAUUUAAACAGCAACUAAUAAAAGACGGGCCAAAGAUAUACUCCAUCAUUGCUAAUUUGCAAAUGAAGGCAGUCAAUCUUAAAGCUGAGAUUAAGUCGUUGAUGGAAGACAACGGAGCUGAUAACUCAAGUGCUGUCAGUCAUAGAUCUAUUCAGGAUGUAAAAAAGUGCGAAGACUUGUUAUCUUUGACAAUUGAUAUGCCGUUGUUGUUUGGAUUUGCUAUGGUGGAGAAAAGGCGGCAGUUUGAAUGGUACGAUUUUUAUUCCAAAGGUGUUGUUCACAAUUUCAGCGAGCAGGUCACAUCAAUUGGAGAGAACGAAAGGGCGUUUCGAGAAGUGUGGAACAAGAAAGUGGGGACUUUUCUCAAUUACAUCAAUAAUGACAACUUUGUAGGAGUCUUGCCCAAUGUUGACAUAACACUAGUUGGGAACACGGACAAGAUUCCCACGUUUGUGCUAUUACAGAAUGUUCAAAUCGACAGGGAUGAUAUCCUCGACUACAUAUCCUUGUUGGAGACUUCUCAAGUGUCCACUCACUUUCCUGGAUUGUUGCGCAAGAAUUUCAAGGAUAUGAAACAGUCAACAAACAACAUGAAGAGAAUAACUAAACUAAUAUCAUCUUUAGGUUCGGUUUCAGAGCAACCGGUUGACAAAUUAGGUAAUCUGUCAGGUAAAGAGUCUCAAGAGAAUGUGGAUCUUGAUUUGAAUGUUGUUAGUGGACUCAAAUCUAGAAUCAAGAAACUAGAAAGUCUCCUACACCAACAACAAUACAAGAAUAUCACCAACUGGCCCGUGUUUCGUAAUGGGAAUUAUUCUGAAAAUAGGAUGAGCAUGAUUAUUGAUCCCAAGCAGCCUUCUUCAACGCCUGUUGUAAAGUCGGAUCCCACAAAGCUUUUGCAGAAAAGGACUCCAUCAAAGGAAAGUAUAAGCUCAACUCAGUCACAGGUGUUGGAUACAUCGGGGGUUGAUAAGCAUCUUGAUAAUAUCAAGUUGAGACGAGCCAACUCUGAACUUACGACAGAGAAUGAACACUUGCGGAAAGAGCGAGACAAUCAAGAUGAAAUAAUCUCGCAGUUGCGACAGGAAAUGGAGAAACUCAAAACAAGUCACAAGAAGGAAAUUGAAACUCUUGAUGGCAAAUUGACACUGCGUGAAGAGGAAUUCAGACUUUACAAAUUAGAGAGCAGAUUAAGCUCUAAAGAGUUUGAAAAUUUGGAAAAGAAAUUGGAGACAAAGGAUCGUACCAUUGGCCAGUUGAGCAGCAGGGUAUCGAUAAUGGAAAGGGAGCAAUCCCACCACGAACAAGAGAUUUCAAGUCUUGGUGGGACCAUUGCCAUUUUACGAAACGAAUUAAAUGACGCCAAUAGAAUGAAGAAUGACUUGUUGUCAAACAUGUCUUCAAAAGAGUCCGAGUUUGCUCAGGAGAGAACCACUAAUCAGAAUGAGCUCACCAGAAUUAAAUCGAAGUUGGACGAAGUGACUGAGGAUUAUGAAAACUUGAUGGAGUUGACUCAAGUCAAACAACAGAAGCAUGAUCAACUAAUUGUUGAAUCGAUUUCGUUGAUCACCACUUUGUUGAAUAAGCUAAAAUUGACAAUUGAAGGAUAUUUUGAAUCGUUUAUCGAGAUUUGUUGCGUUUUGGAAUCGAUGGGGUUGUUGUUGGUGAAAGAGGGAGACAUUUUCAAAAUUAAACGUGUUAAAGGAUUGAAACCGAAAAAGAGUACAGCGAAUUUAGAUGGAGAUGCGUCGUUGGUAUCUGUUACAGCUACGCCGACCUCAAAAGUAAUUGACGACAUUGAGGAGGGAAUGCGGUGGUUAAAUGAAAUCCCAGCUUCGCCCUGUCUUCCACCUGAUAGUUCAUCUGAUGAUAAUGAAAUUGUCAAUGUAGACAAGUACGAUGAGGAAGCCGAAAAGUUGGUUACUAAAUUCAAAGCAGUAUUUGAUGGCGAACAAUCUCAAUUCGACUCAUUUAUACAUCUUAUAAACUUCAAGGGAAACAUUCAAUUGGCAGAUGAAAAUUCAAGCAAUACGAGAUUUUUCCUUAAUGCCAUUUCCAAGAGAUUUAAAGAUGUUGAAGGUUUUGCUAAACGACAAACAAAGGAUAAUAAAUUGAAAGAACAAGAGAUUAGGAAGUUGGUUUCACGCAAUAAGCACAAGAUAUCAAUCAAUUCAUUUGAGGAAAAUGAUUUGUUGUUAUUUCUUCCAACAAGGGAUGAUAACCAGAAGGGAGAUGACAGUGAGGAGAAUCAACCGUGGGCUGCAUUCAAUGUUGGCGCACCGCACUAUUUCUUGGAUACGCUGCGCUUGAACAUGACUGGUAAGGAGUGGAUAAUUGGAAGGGUGCAGCUGAUCAAUGAGCACAAGGUGUCACCUGACCAAGCUAGCUCAUUGGAGCAUAACCCUUUCAAGUUGAGUGUGGGAGUUACAUGGUACUUGGUGCAAGUAACCGAGGAUCUAUGA
Lodderomyces theae is the source of this 3465-nucleotide messenger RNA. Its product is annotated as autophagy protein. Bases 1 to 3465 code for a protein of 1154 amino acids. Gene Ontology annotation, cellular component: phagophore assembly site membrane; extrinsic component of membrane; Atg1/ULK1 kinase complex. NCBI's taxonomy places the organism in Eukaryota, Fungi, Ascomycota, Pichiomycetes, Serinales, Debaryomycetaceae. The transcript has a single exon. The record is from RefSeq and is a predicted model, not a curated record. Gene Ontology annotation, biological process: autophagy of peroxisome; autophagosome assembly; reticulophagy. Gene Ontology annotation, molecular function: protein kinase binding; molecular adaptor activity.